Molecule: messenger RNA, 667 nt
Organism: Daucus carota subsp. sativus
Lineage: Eukaryota; Viridiplantae; Streptophyta; Magnoliopsida; Apiales; Apiaceae
Exons: 4
Coding region: 126-368 (80 amino acids)
Cellular component (GO): chloroplast
Source: RefSeq, a predicted model, not a curated record
AUAAAAAUACUGCGAGGUGGUUUUGUAUGUUCGCAGGUUCCGCCCACAAUAUAACGCGAGCGAUUAACAAAUCGUAAGUUCGUAACACAAGAUUACACACACAUACACACGGUUUCUCUCCAGCCAUGGAUUCUUCCUCAUCAUCGGAUCAAUACAACCGGGAGCAGAUUGCACUGAGACAACAGAAAAGAGCUGCCCCUAUCAAGUUUCUCAUACCUCUCAUCUAUGCACCUGUUCUUCCUCUCAUUCGGUUGACGUUGAGGCAUAAACCGGUUUUAAGGGAUCGGUUGUUUACAGGGGUGUUGAUUGGGGCUUUUGCUCACGGAGCUUACCUGGUAGGGGAUCUGUAUGACGCUGAGAGCAAAUGAAUUUUGUCAGUCGUGGGCUGAAGAAUCUUCUAUAUGCUAACGACAUCAACUAUCAAUUUCCUUCCAUGACAUCAAAUUGUUUGUAGAUCAGAUUUAUAUUCUGGCAAGCACCAAUUGUGGUUAUACCAUCCGGCAUGCACUCUUUUAAAUUUUGGACUGGAUUGAUUCUAGUUGCAUAAUAUUCCUGAGAUGAGUAGAUAAUUCUACUUCUUAUUUCUGACAUUUAUCUUAUAUUGUUAUUUGUGGAUUUGCUACUUGAGCACUGCAUUAGAGUUUGAAACUUCAUUAUUAUUCGUGAA